Stereum hirsutum FP-91666 SS1 is the source of this 1197-nucleotide messenger RNA. RefSeq names its product Six-hairpin glycosidase. Gene Ontology annotation, biological process: carbohydrate metabolic process. The transcript has 14 exons. Lineage: Eukaryota; Fungi; Basidiomycota; Agaricomycetes; Russulales; Stereaceae. The coding region runs from base 1 to 1197 and encodes 398 amino acids. The record is from RefSeq and is a predicted model, not a curated record.
AUGCUGUCUGUCGCUUCUCUUGGUGCUCUCAUCGCUUUGGUCUCCCCUGCUGUCGCACUUGCGGCACCGAGGGACACCGCACUCGCGUACCCAACUCCGGCGACCAUUGAAGGUGCCAAGUAUAUCCUGGACAUCAAUUCGACGUUGACCCACAAGCGUGGAUUGGAACAACGGGCGUGUGCGGACUAUGAUACCGCGGCUGUAGGGACCGGGAACGCGCUGCAGAGCUUGUACUACAACUCGGGAGGUUACUAUAACGGAGGCUCUGCAUGGACCGACGUCAAUGGUGUCGAGGAUCUGAUGAACCAAAUGUUGUACGAUCGUAGCACAACCUGGGAUGCGGUUCCCGAGGCUGUCAUCACUCACUACGAUGCGAUGUUCACUGAUAGCCCGAGUUACGACGACCUGGGAUGGGCAACACUCGCGUCCUGGAAGCAAUGCGAUUAUGUGAGCGCUCAUGGCGGUGACACCUCGGAGUGCACGAAUCGCGCAUUGAAGUACUACAACCUUGUAGUUGGGGCUUGGGAUUCGACUUGUGGCGGUGGAGUGUGGUGGAACGGCAACAAGGACUAUAAGAACGCCAUUACGAACGAACUCUUCUUGUACACUAGUGCAAUCGGUUACAUCAGGACUGGGCAGUCGGCUUUGUUGAGUAACGCACAACUCGUACUGAACUCAACGAACAUGCGUAACUCGGAGGGCUUGUACAACGACGGCCUCACUACUUCCACCUGCUCCAACAACGGCCAGACCACAUGGACGUACAACCAGAUCGUUGUCGCGUCUGGCCUUUCUGCUCUCUACGCAGCCACCGGCGACAGCAGCCUGCUUGAUGUUGCCCAGGUCUCCAUCGACGCCACCAUUGCCCACAUGGAGAGCAACAACAUCCUCAAGGAAUCGUGCGAUGAUGCCUCAGGUGCCACCGAGUGCGAUGCUGACCAGCAAAUCUUCAAGGGCAUUUUCAUGAAGCACCUCCAAUACUUCCUCGACACUGCUAACAACGCGGCCAUCACGAGCAAGUAUGCCGGUUUCAUCAACGCACAAGCUUCUGGUAUCGUGCACUACGCCACUGGUGCCGGCUACACGGUCGGCAGUGUGUGGUACGCCUCCAACGCUGGUGGCUCUGAGUUCACUCCCAAAUCUCAGUCGAGUGGAAUGGCUGGGCUUGUUUCUGCCGCGAAGUACGCUAACUGCUAA